Molecule: messenger RNA, 1133 nt
Organism: Nannospalax galili (Upper Galilee mountains blind mole rat)
Lineage: Eukaryota; Metazoa; Chordata; Mammalia; Rodentia; Spalacidae
Exons: 3
Coding region: 100-903 (267 amino acids)
Biological process (GO): virion assembly
Source: RefSeq, a predicted model, not a curated record
AGGAACCUCCUUGUCAUCUGUUACACCGAGCUGCACAUCUGAGUCAGUGUCUGUGUUUCUGUAUUACUGUGUAUUUGUGUUGGUCGUGACCGAACUCCAAUGGUCUGGGGAGCCCGAUAUUUUGGAGCUCAGCACACAUCUGAAGGAUACGUGUCCCUGAGGAGCGAAGUGUCAACCUCGCCGUCUGAUUUUAUAUUUUCAGUUUUUCUCCAGAGUCGCGCUAAGCGGUACCUUGUCGCCGGCUGUCUAUUUUUGUUGUUUCUGUUGUUUGUCUGCCUCAUUGUGAUUUUAGAAUACCCCAAAAUGGGACAACAACUAACCACCCCCCUGAGUUUAACUCUAGAUCACUGGAGAGAAGUUAAGAGCCGAGCUCACAAUCAAUCUGUGGAAAUCAAGAAGCACCAAUGGAUAACCUUUUGUUCCUCCGAGUGGCCCACGUUUAAUGCUGCUGCGGCGGUUCCAGAUGACGUCCAAGCAGAGGGACCGGAGGUCGCUCCCUCUCCCAUUGCGGGUCGACUCAGAGAGAGGAGAGGACAGGGAGAUUCCUCACACAUCCUGCCCCUCCGACUCGCAGGAGGGGAAGGAAACCAGUUUCAGUAUUGGCCCUUCUCCGCUUCAGACCUGUAUAACUGGAAAACUCAUAACCCGUCCUUUUCCCAAGACCCGCAGGCCCUAACAGCCCUGAUAGAAUCUAUCCUCCUUACCCACCAACCCACGUGGGACGAUUGCCAACAGCUCCUGCAGGUCCUCCUAACUACGGAGGAAAAGCAGAGAGUCAUUCUGGAAGCCCGAAAGCAUGUCCCGGGGGCAGACGGGAGACCAACCCAACUGCCAAACGAGAUCGAGGCUGCCUUUCCCCUCACCAGACCUGCUUGGGAUUUCAACAAGGCUGAAGCCCGGUGACACCGUCUGGGUCCAGAGACACCAGACUCGGAGCCUAGAGCCCCGCUGGAAAGGACCCUACACCGUCCUCCUCACGACCCCCACAGCCCUCAAAGUGGACGGGAUUGCAGCCUGGAUCCACGCUUCACACGUUAAGGCAGCCGACCCUGCGCACCGAGAACCCUCGAGGGAAGGGCAAGAACAAUGGUGGCUGACCCGGACACCCAACCCCCUAAAGAUAAGACUGGUCA